Molecule: messenger RNA, 6720 nt
Organism: Spizellomyces punctatus DAOM BR117
Lineage: Eukaryota; Fungi; Chytridiomycota; Chytridiomycetes; Spizellomycetales; Spizellomycetaceae
Exons: 3
Coding region: 14-6670 (2218 amino acids)
Biological process (GO): small GTPase-mediated signal transduction
Cellular component (GO): plasma membrane; cytoplasm
Molecular function (GO): small GTPase binding; guanyl-nucleotide exchange factor activity
Source: RefSeq, a predicted model, not a curated record
CGGCUUCCUUGUCAUGGGCGAAUCAGUUCCCGCCUCGGACUCAUGGCACCCUUUACCAAAGGGAAUUCACGGCGUAGUUACCUCUGCAUAUGUCCCGGCACCCGCGUUGUCUCUCGGAUUAUCGACUGAAGACUUGACAGCGGUCACCCUGGGAGGCUCCAUCGCUACACAAUCUGCGGUGGAGCCCCCGUUGACUGAUUACCGAGUGCGCUUAGAACUGGGUGAUACGGUUCACCUGCUUGAGGAAUGUGGUUCUUGGUAUCGGGGAUAUGUAUUCCCAACUUUAUCGAUGGAGUCUGGUUCCAAACUGGGCAUAUUCCCCGCUAGUCACAUCUACUCUCGUUCCUUGCAGGACAGAGGAUUGGCCAAUAGCAACCGGGUUUCAGCAUCUCUUCCUGAACCAGUCCCAGCUCCGCAACCGGAAAUUGAAUUGGGAAAAGACAGUAGACCCCGACGGCCGUCCUUGUCUCGAACCCUGACGGCACCACUACCACUUUCAAGCGCUCUCCCGUCCAUAGAACUUCUAAUGCCAGAGUCUUCUCCUUCUCCUUCACCGAAACGACCUAUUCAACCACAGAGACCGCUAUCAUAUACCGCUGGUUAUUCCACUAGUCCUCGAAGAGUUGCUCACCCGAUCCCUGCUCCUGUACGGACGAAUCAUGAGACAUUGACCGGUCUUAAAGAACCGCUUAUUGAUGAAAUUGCCGCGGUUCUUCGAGACUGGGGCGGAAAACUGAAAUCUUAUUUGGAGCUGCAAGAAUAUGAGCGGUUUCAGCGCGUGCAUGGAAUGUUCAGCAUUCUUUUUCAAGGGAGGAGGACGCUCCUGGCUCAAACUCUUGCGCAGGAGGAACUUGUUCGCCUGCGUAGAACAUUAAUUGCCACCAUGGAAGAAGGGAACAUGUAUCAAAACAUGGACUUGCUCGUUCGUCAUAGCGAAAAGGGACAUUUGCUCUCUGAGAGAAAUACCACCAUUAUAAAUGUAUACCGUAUGCACCUUCAGCUAGCGGAACGUCGUCGGCUAGGCAGAAGUGGAUGGCGAUCUAAGGAUCCGACAUCCCCCUCUUCUACAUUAGGGAGCUACAUUGAAUCACCAUUGACGAACACAGAUCUUGACGUUCUAGCUACCAAGUUUGCUCACUUACUUGUUGAAGUCCGGUCUUGUGACGCUUCAAUAUGUCUGCCAGGCGAAUAUGCGGAGCUUAGAUUCUCUCUCUACAACUCCAGCGACUGCCGGAUGGUGACUGAAGAGUUCAUCAUGAAAGUUGAUAGUAGUGGCAAACCCGUGUCUGACGGUGGAUGGGCUUCGAAUAAAAGCCGUACAUUAUUCGCAGAACUCGCCUUUAGGGAUUUGACAGAUAGUAUGUACUUGGUUUGUCGACUCAUCCGUGUCGGCAAAAUGAACGUUAGCGAGAAAGAAAGCGAAAAGGCAGAUAGAGCUGGAUACGGUUCCGUCAGCUCGCUGCAUACUUCUACUUCUUCUCUCGACAUAUCGAAUGGCAACCCACAAAGCUCGUCCCAUUACCGUCGUCCGUUUGGUUGGGCGGUCGCGCUAGUGGGUGACCUGCUGAAGCCUGCCGAAGCAGGCAACGCUGAUAUGGAAAAAACGAAGGAGAUCAGGAUGCGGAUUUACGUCCCAUCCUCCGAAUCUCAGUUCACCUCAAUUUGUGAGAACAUCAUCAACCGGUCGGGUGGUUAUGAAACGUCUUCACGGGCGGACUCAUUGCAGGUGACCUUGAGAGUCUUUCGAGGCGAUUUGAAGGCAGUGACCCGGACAUAUCCGGCCCUUCUUCCACAAGCGACUGUUACUCCACGUAAUGGAUUUUAUGAUGUGAUUCUUCCUGGCGUGGUGCGCAAUUCAAUGUAUUUGACCCUUGUGUCUGGGGAGUUCAUUCAGAGCCGAAAACCCUCUAUCCGAAAUAUUCAAGUCACUGUCCAAGUUCGGCUGACAAAUGGGAAUCCCGUGGAAGAUUGCAUUUCAUGCGGAGUGGGAGAAGGGAAGAGGACCUACUACGACUCGAUUGUUUUCUACCACAAUACGACACCGAAAUGGACCGAGACAAUCCGUAUUGACCUACCAACCGAGCUGUUUGAAAAGGCGCAUGUCUUUUUUACAUUUCGCCAUUGCUCUUCCUCCGACAAAGGCGACGGUAAAGAUAGAGGAGAGCGCAACUUCGCAUUUGCUUUCUUACCCCUCCUACGAGGAAACCACAUGGUCAUCUCCGAUUCAACUCACUCCUUGAAUCUGUACAAGUAUGACAAACGUGUCGCCGUCUCAUCUGUCUACCUCACGUAUCCAGCCGGGGCGAACCUUCUCGUGCCCGCCAAGCAGGCACCGUCGUCGUUCGACGCUUUGGCAACGGCUGCAGACGCAAUGUCGAAGCUCCCGAUGCUCAAAGAUUCGGUUACAAUCCGUACGCAGUUAUGCUCCACCCAGCUAACCCAAAAUGUGUCACUCCACAACUUCCUGCAUUGGCGACAAGGCCACCAGCCAGUCGAGACCGUACUGCGGGAAUUCAUCUUGAUUGGUGAACUGGAAAUCAUCAUGUUUCUCCCUGCCAUUCUGGAUUCGUUGUUUUCCAUACUCGAUGCUGUGGCGGAUGGUUCUCUCGGCGUAUCCUCCCAGUCAGUAGAUGAUCUAGUGUUUUCCGCGCUAGUGUUCAUUUUGGGAAUUGUUGUAGAUAAACGCUUCACUAAUCAUCGAGCCGCACUUGACACCUAUAUCAGUUCCACGUUCAGCAGUGAAGGAGCUUGGGAGAUUUUGUUGAGAGGAUUCGAGAGACUCAUCAAACAUCCCCAAGAUAGCGGAAAAGGCAAAGAAUUGAGAAGUGCGAUCAAAGUUUGGAGCUAUCUGUUGCGAUUCGCAAUCCGGAGCAAUGUCAUCAGCACCAUCAAGGCGAGGAAAUCUCACUCCCAAGGCUCGGGGGAAAUAGCGAACAACCAAGGGGAUUUGGUAUCCGGUGGUAGAGUAGCUGCCCCUACGUCGGAAUUCAUCCAAUCUAUCACUUCGCUCUUCAACGCUAUCAACCAAAUGAUGACACUUUCUGCCCCUGAGCACAUAAUUGGAUCACAAACUUUGACGCUCCAGCACUUUGCGAGUCUUUUACCUGACCUUGUUCAAGUCUUCCCGCCACCUCACCUAGUGAAUAUCGCUGCAACAUUUGUCGACAGUGUGCGCAGCAAUCGACCAAAGCUUAACGGAUACAAAUUACUGUUUGUGAAGGAGCUGGUAAAGGGAUUUUUGUUUGCUGAUGACAGAAGCCGAGGUGUGGUGGUAAAUUGUGUAUGCCGAUGGGUAGGCGAGUGGAUUAGAGAAUGGUUGAGCUAUGCCCCGCGCACAUUUGACGAUAUCCCCCCGACGCUGGACCUCGCAAAGGACUCCAAAAUUAGUGGAGAGAGGGAAAAUCUCAAAUUCUGCUUAGAUGUUGUCGCAGAGGUGGUCGAUCGCUUACAACGAUUGAUGGAAAAAAGGGAGAGAGAAAAAGACAAAAUGAAAGGGGCGCAUCAACAUGAGAAAGUCGCGGAUGGUACCUCGACACAGAGCGAAGCUACAUUGAUGUGUGUCGCCGACCUUCUCCCUAAGCUUCUAGAGGUGCAUUUGACUCUUGUGUCUGAAUUGGGAGUCUCUACCGGCGGAGACGAACGUUAUGAGCACAGAAGAAGAGCUGAUACUGGCGUGAAGGACAUUAAUACCGAGAAACAAAUCCUUCCGCAGUCAUUAGAGUUGGCCCAGCUCGAUGCUAUUAUUUUGGCCAUCGUUCAUCUGUUGCGGGAAGAUCAGAUGCAAUCUUUCCUGGUAAAGCAAGCAGCGGGUAGUGGACCAAGAGGAACUGUACGAAGCCUGUAUACACUCUGCGAAGUCUUUGGGCAUAUGAUUGGGGAGCAGUCGUUCCCUGUUUCAUGGGUCAGUAUGAAUAUGAUCGCACAUCGGGUCACCACGAAGGUACUUCGCCCCGUGAGUGAGCUCAUGCGAGCGGAGUUUGUUGGCGGGAAGGAUGAAGACGAUGGGUCUACAGGCAAACGGGCAAGCGUUGCCUUCAGCAUAAGCGGAAGUGAGCUGUCGAAUGCAGAGAUCCGCAGCGGAGCCCGAACGUUUUAUACUGCUGCCACGGCUUACGGAACUGCGGUUAAUGGCGAGCAUAGCACGAUUUUAGACGAAUCAGGCACACAAGCCUGGCUUCACCGUAUUUGGGACGGGUAUUUCCGUGUGCUUCUUCAACUACUUAAUUCCCGCUGGCUGCAAAUUGAGCGAUUUGAACCGCAGCAAGCUCGAGCAGCACAUAAACUUUCUGCGGAUGUUCGGGGAGAAGGUGGGGAAGUGCUGCGGACCAUGUGGGAAUAUCUUGGCUCCACAUCACGGGGAAAAACACUGCAAGCAGGUUUCAUUCCCGCCCUGGUUGGACCAUUCUUGCAGCUCACGGCGUCUCCACAUCCAGUCCUUCGCAGUGCUGCAGUCGAGUUGCUCUUCAACACUAUUGAACCCGAAUUCGAACAAGUAGGGCAUUUUGGAAGAGUUGAGGUGGAAUGCAUUGAGCGUCUUCAUCGCCUCAUUGCGCAGGAAAGGCUUGGUGAUGACGCCUAUCGAUCAUUCAUAGUUGAUGCUCUUGAACGACGAUUUGCCACCAGGGCGCUGCUUACUGGAGAUGAAGAUGACCACCACAGCCGGGAGCUGACUACUCAGGGGCAAGCGUUCAUCGGCAGCCUUGAUAAAUUUUUGGGGCUUUCUCUGCGCAUUCGAGAUCUACCAUCGGGAGAACAGUCUCACGAUGAGGCAGUUGAGACUGUCGUCAAAAUGUUGAGGUUCUUGCGAUCCAUCGGUCGACGGAAUAUCUAUGUGGAAUAUGUUCAUCGACUGUUCGACUUCCAUAUGGAAACCAAUGAUGUUGUAGAGGCAGCGUUGGCGCUGAAGCUUCAUGGCGACCUCUUGGAAUGGCGGAGUGACGCGCUUUUGGAACCUUUGCCUGCAUACGGGUUCCCUGAUUGGCAAACGGAAUUCGAGAGGAAGGAGGCCAUUUACUUGCGCUGUGUAGACCUUCUAGAAACUGGCCAAACUUGGGAGCGUGCUCUCGAGCUUUGCAGAGAAUUAGCAGGAGAAUACGAGCGAAAGGCAUAUUCAUUCAGCAAGCUUGCAAACAUCCUCCGUCGUCAGGCAGAUCUAUGUGCUGGUAUAGCAGCUACAUCUCGCUGCCAGCCUGAAUACUAUCGCGUAGGAUUCUAUGGUCGGGAUUGUCCGCCAUUACUACGGAAUAAGCAAUUUAUAUACCGCGGAGGUGAAUGGGAAAAACUCGGGUCUUUCUGCGAGCGCCUUUUGCGAAAGCAUGUGGGUGGCAAACUAGCUAAAAGUAAUGCAUAUCCGCCACCUCCUGAAGUCAAGGAUGGAGAUGGAUUAUGGUUGCAGGUCACAGGCGUGAAACCAAUUAUUGACUGGAGAGCAUGGAGGACGGGGAAAGAUAGUGGGGCGUUUGGCGCCAUUCAAUGGGAGAGGCCCUCUAGUACCCCAGAUAAUAGAUACGGAUUCGACGUGGAUGACGGGGACGAUGCGGAUUUGCUUCUUAUCGAACCGGACCUGAGUCCAUAUUCAGCCACGCAACGCGGAUCGGCGGUCGGAGGAAAUAUUUUAGGUGCCUUGGAGCGAGCUGAUGAGCGCGUUAAAUCAUACUACGAGGCAAAUGAGGUUAAUGUAUUUGCCUUCUCACGACCGGUACGGAAGUCUUUACCAGCAGAGUCCACUCUGCCGGCUAAUGAUGGCGCAAGAGAGUUCCUGGAGUUAUGGACGGAGAAGACUGUAUUCCUCACAGAUGAUCGAUUCCCUGGCCUCAGCAGGCGAUGUGAAGUGGUGAGAGUUGAGAGCUAUGAACUUUCGCCAGUGGAGAACGCCAUUAUCGCCGUGCGUGGGAAGAAUAAGCAGCUUCAGGAACUGGAAAAGAAGUUUGCCCCAUUUGCGCAACUGGGACUCCCUCGUCCAAGCUCAGAUCUGGGCGCCAGGGGGUCGUAUUUACCAGUCCAACGGCCGGAUCGAGCAUCAAGCUCGUCCGCAGCCGAGAUCCCAAACGUAAAUCCGUUCACAAUGGCGCUCAAUGGUGCUGUUGAUGCUCCGGUCAAUGGUGGAAUUCCCAUGUACAAACGAGCGUUUUUGAGCACGGAGUAUCGAAGUGAAGCCGAGAAGAAUGGGCGGGAGAUGCUUGUCAAUAUGUUGGAGAGAGCAAUUGAAGAACAAGUUGAAAUCAUCCAUCGCUGCUUGAUGGUCCACGACCAUAUCGUGCCGGAACAGAUGAGACCAUUACACGAGGAGCUCAUCACCUUCUUCCACAAGAACUUUGCAGAUGACAUUGCGAGACUCAACCUGCCCUCACUGCGACAUGCUCGCCCGUCAGGGCAGGGUCUGCGCAGGAGUGAGAGUGUGUCGCCUACAGUCACGUCAUCUGGAUCAUCCGCUUCAGGAGAUGUGAGGACAAAUGCAACUGCAAAUCCUGCUCCAACAACGACUACGACGUCACGAAUGAGUUCCAGUCAGCGGUCUUCCGUUAUACUUGGCUUGCGCCAUUCCCUAUCGACGGCUGAUGGUAGUGGGUCAGUGAGCGCGGCAGUAGGCACAGGAGAUGGGGAGUCUGUCACCGCAGACAGCCGUGGCAGAAAGGAUCGGUUUGGGACAAUCUUAAAUAGGUUCUUAUAGUAUAGAUAGUAGUCGUAAGGGUUUUUUUGUAAAUUUUUCUAAUAUAUUAG